This is a messenger RNA of Trypanosoma cruzi, 1245 nucleotides long. Its product is annotated as mucin-associated surface protein (MASP), putative. Bases 1 to 1245 code for a protein of 414 amino acids. The record is from RefSeq and is a predicted model, not a curated record. The transcript has a single exon. Lineage: Eukaryota; Euglenozoa; Kinetoplastea; Trypanosomatida; Trypanosomatidae.
AUGGCGAUGAUGAUGGCUGGCCGUGUGCUGCUGGUGUGUGCCCUCUGCGUGCUGUGGUGCGGUGCGGUUUUUGGACGCGCGAUGGACGAUUACUGCAGUGAGGGUGGAGGGAACGGUUUGAGGCACACGAGUAAUGGUGGAGAUGACGGCGUGUCUCUAAAGGCGGACUGCGGGUUGUUAGCCACUCGAAUGGCAUUAAUAAAGGCGGUUGAAGCUGCGGAAGCUGGACAAGAUGAAUUGAGUGGUGGUCCAGGUUUAUCUCAGGAUACGAAGGAAAAGUUGGACGAUACGUCUGUGGGAACUAAUACAGUGGGCAGUGCAGCGGCUGGUUUAGGAGGAAGUAUUGUCGCAGGUCAGACAGCAGCACUACCGCCGACGCCCGGAGGAUCAGGUACAGGAGGACAGGUGGUGAAGCCAGAAGGGUUGGAUGCAAAUGGAGGAAAGGAAGCAGAUCAUAAGGAGGAUCGCAACGACAGUACGGCAACUGGGCCCCAACUUCAAAGCGUUGAUCAAUCAUCUUCUUCCUCUUCUUCAUCUGGCAGCCCUGGCACUCAGAACGGUGAAGAACACAACUUGGAGAAUACUUCCAAGAGUGAUGAAUCCUCCGAUGAUUCACCGGAAGAUGACGAAAGUGAUCCUCUUAGCCAAUCCGACAGUCGUGAAGAGAAGGCGGAAGAAGAACCAGAAAAAAACGAAUUAAACACAGAAAAUACAAGUCAUGAGGCACCAACACUAACAACAGCACCAGCCGAAGAGGCAGAAAUACAAGCAGCAAUACCAACAACACCACUGCAUAGCCAUUCCGGCGCUGAGGAUUCAGGAAAGGUGCAACAGUUACAACAACCCCAAGACGGCAUUGAGUCAAACAAACAUUCACAAACAAAGAGCGCUGCCUCCAUUACAGCCAAUCAACACAAUGAACCACCUGCCGGCCAUGCAGAAUCCAGGCCACUAUCACCCACGGCAAACGGUGAUGCCGCCAAUAAUGAAUCUGAAAAGAGCACUGAAGAGGGCAUCCCGAACAAUGAUUCACCAGCCGAUGGUGCAGGGACACGAGAAGAAAAACAAAAUGAAAAUGAAGCAUCCAAUCCGAAAGAAACACCAGUCGAAGCCACAGCCACGAAAACUACAACGGCGACUACUGGCGACAGUGACGGCGGCACCGCGGUCUCGCACGCCACCUCCCCUCUUUUGCUUCUUCUUGUUGUUGCGUGUGCGGCUGCUGCUGCGGUGGUGGCCGCGUGA